Messenger RNA from Eimeria acervulina, 980 nucleotides. Its product is annotated as ATP-dependent DNA helicase II, 70 kDa subunit, putative. Lineage: Eukaryota; Apicomplexa; Conoidasida; Eucoccidiorida; Eimeriidae. The transcript is spliced from 7 exons. The annotation marks the transcript as partial. The record is from RefSeq and is a predicted model, not a curated record.
GGGUUAGGAGCGGUUCUGAUGGGGGCCCCCCAGCAGAGGGGGGCCCCCCUGUACCCUUUUUGAGUGUCUGCGUCUUCUUCCGCGGCAUUUCACUGCAAUUAUCGCUUUUGAUUUCACUUUUCAUACGGAUGGCAUCUUUUUCGCCUUUGGCUUGUUUUGAAAAUGAAGCCUCCUCUGAAGACGAAUUCUUCGGGGGUUUCAUUUCUCAAGAAGAAGAUGGUGAGACAGAUAACAGCAGCAGCAGCAGCAGCAGCAACAGCAACAGCAGCAGCAACAGCAGCAGCAACAGCAGCAGCAACAGCAGCAGCAGGGAAAUAGAAGUACACAUUAUACUGGGGGGUGAAGCCUCUUUAGAUGAUAGAGGGGGCCGCCCUGGAUCAUCUUCUUCUUCUUUCUCUCUCUCUCCUUCUUUAUGCAUUUGGGUUAUUCAUCAAGACAGACAUUUACUAUUUGCAAAGUACAACCAAACAAAACAAACAACAACAGAAGAGGGGCCCCCAGAGGGGCCCCCAGGAACAAUAGAAGAAAGCACCUGCUACUGGAAGGAGUUGAUGCUUGCAGGGGUUUCGUUCGUUCGUUCUCAUUUAUGCUACGGGAGUUCAUUUCUAUUUGACUUGUGGUGGAGUCUGAGCUCCUUGCUGGCUGCUUCGCAGCAGCAAAAGAAGAAGCAGCAGCCGCAGCAGCAGCGCAUUUUCUUGUUUACUGGGGUUGCUGACCCCUGCAGCAGCAGCAGCAGCAGCAGCAACAGCAGCAACAGCAGCAGCAGCAGCAGCAGCGAGGAGGAGAUGGAGAGAAGUGCGUGCAUUCAAAGAGUGCAGGAUAUCAAAUCUAGGAAAGCAGAGCUUCUUCUUUUCCCCCUAGAACAUGAAGACGGGGCGUUCGAUAUGUCUCUUUUCUGGAACGAGGCUUUGGGAGAGGAAGCGGGAGAAGAAGCUUAUCAUUUGCUGCUGUCUAAUCUGCAGCCAAGCAUUGAGGCUUAG